Molecule: messenger RNA, 1868 nt
Organism: Linum trigynum
Lineage: Eukaryota; Viridiplantae; Streptophyta; Magnoliopsida; Malpighiales; Linaceae
Source: the annotation of a GenBank genome assembly
CGAUGCGGUACUUGAAUUGUCCUAUAACAGUCCUCCCUUCAAGACAAGGACCACGAACUACGUGUCCUCACCCCAGCGAUUAUCUUGAUCUGCUAGACGCCUUGUAUCGAUGUGGUACUUAAAUUGUCCCAUAGUUAGAUACUAUAUGAAAUUCUCUUUGAUAUUAUGAGACACAUCCUUUACCACUAGGAUAUGAUCAAGCAAUAAAUCAACACACCUACUCUUUGUUAUUUGUAAAUUCCCUAGGGCUUGAGCGCCCUCCGCCCCUGUAUGAAACGUACUAAAAAUAAGGCAGCGCGAGGCGAUACAUAUCAAAAUAAAUCUCCAUACCCGUCCCAUACUACUAUGAAUCAAGUAAUACCCGAGAUUAAACCAAAUUUAGUAGCACGAAUCAAGUAAAAAAUGACCAUCACUAGCCUAUAAGCAAGGUUGUCAAACCGGUUUAUACCGUUGUGUCGGUUUGGCAAGUGGAAUGGUAUGGCCGGUGGUAUAACCAGUUUGUGCCGGUUCAUGUCGGUUUAAAAAAGUGUAAAAACAAUUAAUAUCCAAUGUAUUUAAUCAUAUAUAAAACACAUUUGUGGACAAUUAAGUUACAAUCCAACAAAUAUCAUCAACUUUUAACUAUUAAAUUCAUAAAAUGAAUGAUAAAUUAAUUUUUAUAUUAAUUAAAUUCAUUAAACUGAUGUUAGUUUGCUUAGAAUACGUAAGUCGGUUAUACCGAUGAUGUCAUGCCGGUUUCAUAACCGACACAGGUUGAACCAGGUUCAACCGGGUGGCAUGCCACCGGCGUGACAACCAUGCCUAUAAGUUAUAGGGGUCGUUUGGAUGUGGAAAUCUACAAAGGUGGUAAUUAACUCAAAUUACCACAGUUUGUAAAACCUAGCAAUUGGCUUCUGAAAUUGGAUCAAAAUUCCUACGUUUGGCUAUGGUUUGAUUGAGUGUGAAAUCUGGUGUGGUAUUUAUGCUUUUUGGGAGAAAGUACAACAAUAUCCUCAAAAGUGAAUGGAAAAAGGUUCCCCUCUUCUCUUGCUUUACCUCUACCCACGAAGACCCAUAUCAUUUGCUCAACUGGCCCUCCGCCCCUCCCUAAAAGCUCUUCUCCUGUCUACUCGUCUUCCCCUGCAGCUUCCUCCCCAUCGAGAAACUACCACAACUUCGUUCUACAAAGGCAGCAGGAGUGAAGAAAGAAGGCCAUCGCGUCUCCCGGCAAGGUUGUCAGGUCGAUGGCGGACACAAACGAAAGGAAGGAAAAAUUGUGUGGGUGUGGGAAAAUAGCUGCUGUUCGGACUUCGAAGACCCCAAAGAACCCAAAUCGAAAAUUCUAUUCUUGCCCGAAAUACCCAUCAAGUGUAAGACUCCUAACUGCUAUUUCGUUUGUGUGAAUUAGGCAAAGAUUGUGACAUAAAUGUCUAUAUAGAUUGAUGUCUCAGAGAAGCAGAUUUUGGUUGUUGAUUUUGAAAGGCUGCACGCAUUUAUGGUGUGUUUUGGCUUACAGGGAUAUUGUGACUUGUUCGAAUGGUGUGCUGCUACUGAUAUGAGUGGCAAAGAAGAUGAAUUGUACAAGUUGAUUGCCAAUUUGCAGAUUAAAGUUCAAGAGCUGGAGGUUGAGAAUAAUUCCCUUGUUCUAAAACUUAGCGGUGAACUGGAUGGUUCAUUGGUCAUUCCAACAAGUUCAAGUAGUUCGAACAACACUAGUACUGUCUCAUUGGACUCCAAAGUUGUAGCGGCAAUGGAAAGAAGAUUGUCUCGAGUGGAGAAGUAUCUUGGCUUCUAUGAGUGAUGAUGUCUUUAGUUUGGUUGAAUGUGAAAGGUUGAACCUUGUUAAAGUAGUUGAUAGUUUAGAGUUGUAAUGAAUAUGUGAAUGGUUU